This is a messenger RNA of Bufo bufo (common toad), 1171 nucleotides long. RefSeq names its product serine/threonine kinase 19 (gene WHR1). Bases 257 to 1033 code for a protein of 258 amino acids. Gene Ontology annotation, biological process: protein phosphorylation; positive regulation of Ras protein signal transduction. Gene Ontology annotation, molecular function: protein serine/threonine kinase activity. The transcript has 7 exons. NCBI's taxonomy places the organism in Eukaryota, Metazoa, Chordata, Amphibia, Anura, Bufonidae. The record is from RefSeq and is a predicted model, not a curated record.
GAAGCCGGGCGUCUCCCGCCAUUACCCGCCUCCUCUUUAUGGACCACAAAUGAAGCUGACCUGUGACCCCUUCAAAUUAAAGAAACAGAGGGAAGAAAAUCUGAAAUCUGAUGCAAGCGCUGAUCCGUCACCAUAUCCGGAGGACACCAACAGCGCCUGUCGUACCGGGCACCAAUACAAAUUACAGCUCGCACCACUGUAGACAGGUUACUGGAAGCCGGUCGUCUCCCGCCAUUACCCCCGCCCCCUCCUCUUUAUGGACCGCAAACGCAAGCUGACCUGUGACCCCUUCAAAGUAAAGAAACCGAGGGAAGAAAACCUGAGAUCUGAUGCAAGCGCGUAUCCGUCACCGUAUCCAGAUUUCACAGAGAAUCUCCAGGAGGCCGUCUCCUACCUCUGGGCGCUGUUCCCACGUAAACUCUUCAAUGACUCUCUGCCCCCUAUGUUCUUGAGACAUCAGCUCUACAGUCUCAGCCGAGACCGCACCGCCGUAGACAGGUUACUGAGCACUUUACAGCAGACGGGGGAGGUGUGUCUUGUUCAGCCCGGCUUUGAUCCAGACUCUUUCCUUGUGGUCAGGAACGAAGAUUUUGUGGAGGCCGUCAUUAAAAGCAUAGAUGGAAGUUCUGGAGCCCCUGUCGUCCGCCGUUUCCUGGACUCCAGCUUCUUCACUCCCUCUAAAAUAAGCUACAACCGGGAAGAGAUGAUGGAGAGACACCGGUUUAGCGAUGCAGAGAUUUCUCAGCUGGUACAUGCCGGGCUGCUCACCGUGAGGGAUGCCGGGAGCUGGUGGCUGUCCAUCCCCGGGGUCGGGAAGUUAAGCAAGCAUUUUAUAAAAGGACAGAAAGCUCUUCUUUCACAGAUCAGCCGCUCCCGAUAUAAAGAAGUCCUCCUCACAGAUCUGUCCACUCGGAAGCCUCCUCCCGCCGUGCGGUUAGGAAUGGAGUAUCACAUCCAUGACAUCAUCGGAGCCGGACUUGUAGACUGCGUUCCCACACCCUCCGGGACCCUCCUCCGUCUCUCGGACACAUAGCCCCGACCUCUCGCCAUCGCUGUGCCUUGUAAUUCACGUUCCUGCACCAUGAGCCUCAUCAUACACCGGACAUCUCCACCGCGUAUUCUGCCAAUGAAUUUCUGAGGAUUGUAAUAAAUCUCUUUUAUUUAUUCGUCA